CGUCCCUCCAUGUCACUGCAAGAAGCCUCUGGCCCUCGAAGUUUUCGAGACAAGGCCCCGCUGCCGCCUUCGUCGCGCGAAUUGGGCGAAGCCACUCCUCCAAGACAGCCAGAUGGCGCUUCGCUAGCAAAAGCAGACGCCAAGUCGGGCAAGUCAUGGGCGCAUUUCGUCGCCGGCGGUCUCGGCGGCAUGGCCUCUGCGACCUUGACGGCUCCGCUUGACGUGCUCAAGACUCGUCUCCAAUCCACCUUUUACCAGCAGCACCUCGCCGCCAUGCGCGCGGUCAGAGGAUUGCCGCCCAUAGAAACCAUGUCUUUCGCCCGAAGCUCGCUUCUACACGUCCGCGAAACAGGAGAGAUAUUGUGGCAAGUCCCCAAGGCAGAGGGAUGGCGCGCGCUGUUCAAAGGCCUGGGGCCCAAUCUUAUCGGCGUGGUCCCCGCCCGCGCCAUCAACUUUUUUGCCUAUGGCAACGGCAAGCGAUUGAUCAGCACACACUUCAAUAACGGACAGGAGGCGGCAUGGGUGCAUCUCUGUAGUGCCGCCGCCGCCGGUGUUAUAACCGGGACUGCAACAAAUCCCAUCUGGCUGGUCAAGACGCGGUUGCAAUUGGACAAGAACACACACGCCGACGGCCGGGGUCGGCAGUACAAGAAUGCUUUUGACUGCACAAUGCAAACCAUACGAAAAGAAGGUGUUCGCGGGCUAUACCGCGGACUGACGGCCAGCUAUCUCGGAGUGACCGAGAGCACAUUGCAGUGGAUGCUGUAUGAGCAGAUGAAGUUGGCGUUGGCACGGCGAGAAGAGCGGGUUAUUGCCAGUGGCAAACCACCGACAGUAUGGGACCAGACUGUCGCAUGGACGGGAAAACUGACUGCCGCUGGGUCGGCCAAGUUCGUGGCUGCACUCAUCACAUACCCUCACGAAGUCAUUCGCACAAGGCUACGACAAGCACCCAUGGCCGAUGGCCGACAAAAGUAUACUGGCCUCGUCCAAUGCUUCCGACUGGUCUGGAAAGAAGAAGGCAUGGCGGCACUCUAUGGUGGUCUUGUUCCCCACAUGUUCCGCGUGGUACCCAGUGCUGCCAUCAUGUUUGGCACAUAUGAAGGCGUGCUGAAGCUACUUGGGGAGAGCAGCAACAUGUAAAGACGCAAAUGUUUUUGAUAUAUGCGGGGACGUGUACAAAAUUCGAUGCAUGACACGGCGUUUUGAAAGCAGAGGGAAGGAUAUUUGGUUGGCAUUUUCGGGCGUCCUCACAUCACCACUCAGCUGCUGUUGAGCUUGUAUUUGUAUAAUGUGGAUUAGGACCAAGAAAAAAUGAGGAUAUGACAUG
Messenger RNA from Exserohilum turcica Et28A, 1330 nucleotides. RefSeq lists its product as uncharacterized. The record is from RefSeq and is a predicted model, not a curated record. The transcript has 2 exons. Gene Ontology annotation, biological process: pyrimidine nucleotide import into mitochondrion. Lineage: Eukaryota; Fungi; Ascomycota; Dothideomycetes; Pleosporales; Pleosporaceae. The coding region runs from base 10 to 1143 and encodes 377 amino acids. Gene Ontology annotation, cellular component: mitochondrion. Gene Ontology annotation, molecular function: pyrimidine nucleotide transmembrane transporter activity.